Molecule: messenger RNA, 2360 nt
Organism: Solanum pennellii
Lineage: Eukaryota; Viridiplantae; Streptophyta; Magnoliopsida; Solanales; Solanaceae
Product: calmodulin-binding protein 60 A
Exons: 7
Coding region: 406-2091 (561 amino acids)
Biological process (GO): regulation of salicylic acid biosynthetic process
Cellular component (GO): nucleus
Molecular function (GO): calmodulin binding; DNA-binding transcription factor activity; sequence-specific DNA binding
Source: RefSeq, a predicted model, not a curated record
GUAAAAAACAGUAGCAGAAUCGCUGUAUAUCCACACAAUCUCUCACCCCAUGCCAAAAAAAUUUUCUGGCAUAUUACUAAAAGUUUUUCAUUUUUUGUUACUAUAUAAUCAUACGUAUCAAUCACUCCUUCUUCUCUUUCUUUAUAUAGGGAGGUGUUAUCCUGAACUUAGGUCUUAGCUGUUGAAGAUUAUCAUUAUUAUUCUUUUAUCUUCUUCGAUCGGUUGAUGCAUGUUGUUUUUUUUUGUUUUGUUUUGAACCAUUCCAGUAUUUCAUGUUUAUCUUCUCAAUUUUCGAUUCCACCGCUAUCAUAACAUCACCUUUUUUGGAUUUUUUGUUAUUCCAAUCUAUCGAUUGCGCCACUAUAAUAACAUCACCUUUUUGGAAUUUUUAUUCCAAUCUAAAAAAUGUCGAUGAAACGGCAAUCGCAAGACGAUUCCAAGUCUACACUCGAUGCAGGUUCUUCUGAGGAUAAACGUCGCCGGAGUCUGCCUUCUUUCAGCAGUGUAAUUACAGAAGUAAUGAAUAUGAGUAAAGUGCAACAUUUUAUGGAGCCAGUUUUGGAGCCACUUAUUCGUAAAGUGGUAAAAGAGGAAGUUGAAUUGGCUCUCAGGAAGUACAUGACCACCAUUAAACGGAAUUGUGGGAAAGAUGUGUUUGCUUGUGAACUUCGAAGCCUGAAACUGAAGUUUUUAGAUCUCAUCUCUCCCCCAGUAUUUACUGGAACUCGCAUAGAAGGAGAGGAAUCUAGUUUGAAAGUAGCGCUGGUUGAUGUUCUUACUGGGGAAGUUGUCUGUAGUGGUCCUGAAUCCUGUGCAAAAGUUGAAAUAGUAGUACUUGAGGGAGACUUUGACGGUGAUGAUGGGGACAAUUGGACUGCAGAUGAAUUUAAGAACAACAUUGUGAGAGAAAGGGAAGGAAAGAAACCUCUCCUUACUGGGGAUGCAUUUUUGUAUCUUAAGGAGGGCAUUGGCUGGGUGAGUGAUAUUUCAUUUACUGAUAACUCAAGCUGGACAAGAAGUCGUAAAUUCAGGCUGGGUGCUAGGCUUGUUGAUAGCUUUGAAGGGAUCAGUGUACGAGAGGCGAAGACGGAAUCCUUCAUUGUCAGGGAUCACCGAGGAGAGUUGUACAAGAAGCACCAUCCCCCUUCUCUUUCAGAUGAGGUAUGGAGGCUGGAAAAGAUUGGCAAAGAUGGAGCUUUCCACCGACGUUUAAGCAAGGAAAGAGUCAAUACUGUGAAAGAUUUUCUGACUCUACUCUAUCUAGAUCCUACAAGGCUUCGGAAUGUUCUUGGGACGGGUAUGUCUACCAAAAUGUGGGAAGUCACAGUGGAACAUGCUCGAACUUGCUUACUUGACAAGAAAGUGUACUUAUACUACACAUCUGUAUCUGGUCCAAAAACCGGUGUUGUUUUUAACAUUGUUGGACAAGUGAUGGGGCUUUUUCCAGACUGCCAGUUUGUUUCUGCUGAUAAAUUGUCCGAAACUCAAAAGGAUGAUGCUCGUAAUUUGGUGAUUUGUGCCUUCAGACACUGGGAAGAAGUAGUCUCUUUUGAGGAUGAGUCGUCUCUUAUGGAUUGGGUUAUGCAAAUUUCCACUGUUCAGUUCCCCUCAACCUCACCCAUGGUGGGUACCAGUGAUGAUGUUUUAGCUUCCCAGAAGGUUAGCAGAAGUGAAUAUCAGUCACUAAGUGCGUCAACGCCUGAUAUCAUGCCAUCUUUCUGUUCAAUUGCCGGUUUCAGCAGCUUGGAUGACUAUGUCUUGCAUGGUAUAGACAGCAUGGAUGUUACGUUUGACCAACCAUUAAAUUUCCCCGGGCAAGAGACUAACUCCUUGAUGGCUGAUACUGAUUCUAUAACUCCCCCAUCAUUUUGUGAUGAUGAUCAUCUGCCUUUCUUUGAUACCGACUAUUCCCUUCCCAGUUCAAGCUUUGCUCCAUCACCGGAUCUACAAUGUGCUGUCAACAGCUUUCUUGCUCAUAGCAGUUCAAUUGUUCCUCUGGAUAAAGCUCAAAGGAGAUGGAAGAUGCUAUUUAGUGUUCUCAGAUGGUUCUCUGUAAGGAGGAUCGUGAACAAAAGAACCAUCAUAUCUUGAAGACAGAUGUUCUCCUUAGGAAAUUGCUGCCCGAUGCAAUAUUGUGUGCAGUCGUAGAAUUUUCUUUAGAUAUAUGUAAAAUUGUUCAGUUAGCACAAAUCUUGCUUUCCAGUUUUCAUUUUUUUAAUCUUUGAUCAAAAUUUGAGUCUUGUGAAUGGUAUACAGUCCUUGGUGCCAAUAAACGUUUGUACAUAUUAGGUCGAUGCGUGUAGAUACAGCAGCAGCCUUUGCUGCAUUAUUUAUUUUGUGCAUGUGCAUAUUUCCAAUUU